This is a messenger RNA of Salvelinus namaycush (lake trout), 5780 nucleotides long. Its product is annotated as T-lymphoma invasion and metastasis-inducing protein 2-like. The record is from RefSeq and is a predicted model, not a curated record. Gene Ontology annotation, biological process: activation of GTPase activity; positive regulation of axonogenesis; small GTPase-mediated signal transduction. The transcript has 24 exons. Bases 1 to 5349 code for a protein of 1782 amino acids. Gene Ontology annotation, cellular component: membrane; synapse. Gene Ontology annotation, molecular function: protein binding; guanyl-nucleotide exchange factor activity. Lineage: Eukaryota; Metazoa; Chordata; Actinopteri; Salmoniformes; Salmonidae.
AUGGGAAACACUGACAGCCAGUACAGCAACUUCAACGUCCCUGGGAAACCCAAACCCUGCUCUCUAAAGUUCCACUCCAUUAAGGAGGAAGUCCUGUCCCCCCAUAGCUGGUGGAGGGGCAGCGAGGGGGGCGGCCAGGGGUACAAAACCAGAAGCAAGGGAGGGAGGGUCUGCCUGCCCCAGCAAAAGAUCACUCACAACCAGCCUUAUGGCUUGUCGCAACACUACGAGCACCACAUCACCAAGGAGGGCAGGGGACUGAGAGGGCCCCCAGGAGCCAAGCUGAAGUCCAGCUCUCCGCAGCGUUGUGGCAGAGGGGACAGCUCCCAAGUGACCAGGAAAAGCAGUGGUCAUAACGGCUAUGGUUUCCUGGAGAGUAGCGGGGAGAAUGUGAACGGUCUCGGGGCUAACGGGCAGCGCACCUCUGAGAUGACUUCUCUGUGUGAGCCAAUAGAGAGCCGCAGCAGCCCCAAGGUGCUCCUCAGUAAGGACGGCAGCAUGCGUGUGGAGUUCACCAAUGCCAGGAGGAUGUCUCUGGAGCCCCAGGGUCUGUCAGGCCACAGCCACAAUGCAGUAGCAGCCCCAGAGCCCUCUCUGACUAGGACCAGUAAGGGUAGCUCGCUCAGCUCCGAGGGCUCCUGGUACGACUCUCCUUGGGGGAACACCACAGAGCUCAACGAUAAUGUGUUCACAUGUAGUCAGACUGCAACGAGGGACAACAGUAGUGGCUACACCACCUACUCCUCCACGCGCACUGAGGAGACGGGCUGUGGCUUCAACACCUUCUCAUCCGCCCGUACUGAGGACAUGUCCCCGGGGUUCAACCCCAACCUUCUCUUCCAGACCAUGGAUAGUAAUGGUCAAUAUACAAGCCGAGGGUUUAACAGCAACGGGUAUAACUCUUGCUCUUUGGGCCGCACUGAGGACAGUGGCAUCGGAGAUUCUAUGAUCCUCUACCCGGAGCAGAGUCAGUUUAGCCUCAUCUCUCCUCCCGUGUCCCUAUCUGACCUCAGCAUGGCGGCUACAUACCCCACCCCUCACUUCCAGGACAUCCCCCAGCGCCGGGCGUCGCUGGCCUCGGUGCUGACCCUGGACGUGGUCGACCAGGAGGAGAGCUCAGAGUCGGGCGACCAGUGCUACUCCUCCGCUCACAGUCCCACGCUGCCCUGCAGGAGGGUCGCCGCCGAGCCUACCCCCAUCGCCGUCAGCAACAGCAGGAAGGACAACCUGAAGAGCCGCAUCCGGCGCCUCAGCGACUGGACAGGAAGUCUAAGCAGGAAGAAGAGAAGACUACAGGAGCCUUAUGGUAGUGAGGCCAGUGAAGGCUUUAUCAUUGGAGUGGAUCCUGGGUUAGGUGACUCCAGCUCCCAGGUAACUGGUCCAGUAUGGAACUCCCUCCACACCCAGACCCUGUCAGUCCGCUCUGGGGCCUCCAGGAGCCAACAGAGCCACAGUGACGCCUUGCGGCAGAACAUCUAUGAGAAUUUCAUGCAGGAGCUAGAGACAGGAGGCUACAGCGGGACGGAGCGGACCGAGCCCUCGGAGGAUGGAGAGGGGGAGGACAUGGGAGGAGCAAGGGGAAUAGGAGGGGGGGAACAGGGGGAGAGUAGUGGCAGUGGCUCCCUGGGCUCUCUGGAGCAGCUGGACCUGCUGUUUGAGAAGGAGCAGGGGGUGGUACGCAGGGCCGGCUGGCUCUCCAUCAAACCCCUCCUCACCCUGCAUAAGGACAGGAAGCUGGAGCUCGUGGCCCGCAGGAAGUGGAGGCAGUACUGGGUCACACUCAAAGGGUGUACCCUUCUGUUCUAUGAGACCUAUGGGAAAAGCAGCUGUCCCGAGCAGGAGCUGUCCCCGCGCUACGCCCUGCUUGCUGAGGACAGCAUAGUCCAGGCGAUCCCUGAACACCCCAAGAAGGAGAACGUCUUCUGCCUGAGCAACGGCUACGGAGAUGUCUAUCUGUUGCAGGCUGCUAAUCAGACAGACCUGGAGAACUGGGUGACAGCCAUCCACUCUGCCAGUGCCUCUCUGCUGGCUAAGAGACAGGGGAAGGAGGACACGGUGCGGUUACUGAGGAGCCAGACCGGCGCCCUGCUGCAGAAGAUAGACAUGGACAGCAAGAUGAAGAAGAUGGCUGAGUUGCAGCUGUCUGUCAUCAGUGACCAAAGGAACAGGAAGGCCAUCAAGAGCCAGAUCCAGCAAUGGGAGCAGAACCUGGAGAAGUUCAACAUCGACCUGUUCCGGAUGCGCUGUUACCUGGCCAGCCUGCAGGGCAGUGAGCUCCCCAACCCCAAGAGUCUCCUGGCCGUGGCCGGACGGCCCUCCAAGACCACCCUGGGACGCCUGGGGAUCUUCUCUGUCUCCUCCUUUCAUGCCCUGAUCUGCACCCGUGACGAGGCGACCCUGCGGAGGCGUUGCCAAUCUCUUUCCCGGGGGACACGGAACAAGAGGGGUAUCUUCUCUUCCCUCAAGGGUCUGGACAGCAUGACCAAACGCAGCAAGGAGAAGAGGCAGUCCGUGUCCCAGUGGUCCUGCCUGCUGCUGCUGGUGGUAGAGGUAUCUCUGCUGAGGGCAGACUGGUUGUUGAAGGACAAAGUGUUGGAGUGCCUGCUGGCCAUGUCCUCAACCACAGCAGCUCUGAGGCACCUGGACCCGAGCCAGCACUGCCUGCGUGUGAGAAGGCUGGUGGGUCAGGACACAGAGACCAGCUCCCCAGCACUCACAGACCCACUACGAGACCUGGUGUAUGAUGAGCUAGAGGUCUUCCCGCUCAAUGUUUUCACCAUACAGCUGUCCCGCCCAGACACAGCAGUGGACUUUGGCUUUGCUGUGACCGGCCAUGUAGACGGAACCAGGAAAGGCCAUGUCUAUGUGAGUGAGGUCACUCCAGAGGGACUGGCUUUCACUGAAGGUCUGAGAGCGGGGGAUGAGAUCCUGUUUCUGAAUGGGACCAGUGUGUCCUCCCUGGACAUGGGUCUGAUGCACCUGUUGUUCAGCCACCACACCCUCCAUCUGUUGCUCAGACGAGAGGACACGACCACUGAGGACCAUACCUUUGUCUGGCCAGACUGUGGCCCCUGGCAGCCAGCACCACCGCCACCCAGCCACUGUGGCCCCUGGCAGCCAGCACCACCGCCACCCAGCCACUGUGGCCCCUGGCCUACAGAUAUGCCGCUGCCCCAGGAGCUUCCAGACUGCUCUGUAAAGUCUCCCUUUCAGGAGCUUCCAGACUGCUCUGUAAAGUCUCCCUUUCAGGAGCUUCCAGACUGCUCUGUAAAGUCUCCCUUUCAGGAGCUUCCAGACUGCUCUGUAAAGUCUCCCUUUCAGGAGCUGCCACAACAACCACAACCCACUGAUGGGACGGAGCAGCUCGGCCAGGAGGAUGAGGUGGGGGUGAGGGACUUCAUCCCUGGGACUUUCACCCUGCCAUCUCUCAGGCAGUCCCUGAAGGACAUGCUGGCCGUGCUGCUGGAUGAGGUAAUCUCCUGUGUGGCCCGCGAGCAGGCAGCCGACAGGAUCGCUCUGCUGGUUAAUGUUGAAACGGUGUGCUCGCUGAACCAGACCUUCCCAGAGGGCCGUGGGGCAGCGGGGACAGUGGUGGUGGAGGGCCAGAGGAACCCCUACUCCAUGGAGCCCCCUGGUCCCCAGACCCAGAAGCCCCCCUGCCCCAGACACAUGUCCAUCUCUGAGAGGCUCUGUAAGGUCAUACAGGAAUUGGUGGACACAGAGAAGUCCUACGUCAAGGACCUGGGCUGUCUGUUUGACAUCUACCUGACGCCUCUACAGAGUGAGACCUUCCUCAGCCACGAUGAGAUGGAGUCUCUGUUUGGCAGUCUGCCUGAGAUGCUGGACUUCCAGAGAGUGUUCCUACACACCCUGGAGGAGCGCAUCGCCUCCUCCCCCAACUUCAGCUCCCUGGAGACUCCAGAACAAUUCAAGAAACUUCUUCUCUCGCUGGGGGGCUCCUUCCUCUACUAUGCCGACCACUUCAAGCUCUACAGCGGCUUCUGUGCCAACCACAUCAAAGUCCAGAAGGUUCUGGAACGAGCGAAGACGGACCGGGCCUUCAAGCAGUUCCUGGAGGCGAGAAACCCCACCAAGCAGCACUCAUCCACCCUGGAGUCCUACCUCAUUAAGCCAGUCCAGAGAGUGCUCAAGUACCCCCUGCUGCUCAGACAGCUGGUCUCCCUAACCGACUCAGAGAGCGAGCAGCACAGCCACCUCACAGAGGCCCUGAGAGCCAUGGAGAAGGUGGCCAGUCACAUCAAUGAGAUGCAGAAGAUCUACGAGGACUACGGAACUGUGUUUGACCAGCUGGUGGCAGAGCAGAGUGGCCCUGAGAAAGAGGUUACAGAGAUCUCCAUGGGAGAGUUCCUCAUCCACUCCUCAUUAAAAUGGCUCAACCCUGUCCCCUCUCUGGGUCGCAUGAGGAAACAUCCUGAGCUAACGCUGUUUGUUUUCAAGAGAGCGGUGAUCCUGGUGUACCGUGAGCGCAGCAAGAUGAGAAAGAGGAUGGUGAGUCUCAAACACACCACGUCACGCUCAGGGGAUCUGGAGGCCUUCAAGUUCCGCUGGCUCGUCCCGGUGUCGGCGGUGCAGGUCCGCCUGGGGAACGCAGCAGGAACGGAGAGCCCAUGUAUCUGGGAGCUGGUCCAUACCAAGUCUCAGGUGGAGGGGAGACCAGAGACCGUGUUCCAGCUCUGCAGCAGUGGUUUGGAGAAUAAGGCCAGUGUAGUGAAAGCUCUUCGCUCCCUUCGAGACUGGACCUGUAGGCCCCUCCUAUCAGAAAGAGGUUCUAGAGAGUACCUAGGCUCCCUCCGUAGGACCCAGCCUGCACCGGUCAGUGCCGGCUCCUGGAGAAGACAACAGGAACUGCAGGCCAUGAGGACUGCAAGCCACCAGCACCACUCUGACGACGACAGUGUGUCCAGUGGUGCAACCCAACCCUGCCCGGGAGACACACACUCGGAGCCCCAGUUUCACAGCCGCUCCACCACGGGCCUCCCCAGCCUGGAGGGCACCACGCUGGGAAAGAGGGCCCGGCUGUGCUCCCUGACCAGCGCCCUGGAGGCGCAGCUCCAGAGACUCAACUUCACAGAGGAGGCCGGGCCGAGGAGUGCUGCGUCCCAGCAGGAGCACCUCAGACAGGGGCCCCACCAGCCCCAUCCUGCUGCCCAGAGGAGGGCUAGCAGUCUGCAGGGUCCAGGAGGGCAGGAUAAUGACCCCCAGUGUGUGGACCUUAAUGCCCUACUGGGGAGGGACUUCAGUGUGCAGAGCCUGACCUCUGUGGUCAAUGAGAACUGCUUCUAUGACACAGUUAUGGGGAUCCAGAAGGCGGCCAUUCCAACACUAUAGGGGCCCUAGAAGUUGCCCCUAGACGCUGAUCUUGGGUCAGUUUUCCCCACUAAUGGUUAACAAUAGGAUUGGACAGCUGAUCCUAGAUCUGUACCAAGGGAAACUUCACCCGGAGAGCUGAUGAACACUAUAGAAGGUACACUCCUGUACCUGUCUAGACCCUGAUCACACUGACUACUGGUCAAGGUACUAUGGACUAGAAGAUGAAUCUCCUUAAUGUGUUUACUCUGACUGGUGAGUAGGCUACGAUUGAAGAACUGAGCUCUGAUCACAGUUACUUGACUUUGACUUAAUCCUUUUAUCUCCUAGUGGAGCAAAGGCCUCAAGAUCACACUGUGACAGUAUAUACAGUGCAUUUGGAAAGUAUUCAGACCCCUUGACUUUUUCCACAUUUUGUUACGUUACAGCCUUAUGCUAAAAUUGAUUAAAUA